AUGGAAAUUUACAAGCAAAAAAUAUUCGAUUCCAUUUAUCUAAUAUUAAAUGAGAAUGAUUUGAUUAUUAAUGAUAAUGAAACAGAUGAAAGAAAGAAAAAAGCUUAUGAAACAUUUAAAUCAGCUUUUGAUAAUAUUAAAUUAUCUUUAACAAGCAAUAAUGACAUUGAUAAUUGUAUCAACAAUGUUUUAUCUACAUUGAAUAUUAAUAAUUCAAUGAAAGAAAAUUUUAAAGAUAUUUAUAAUUCAAUAUUAAAGGAAAUGGAAAAAUUAAAAUCUUCUAUUAAUUUAUUUUCACAUCAUAUGAAUGAACAAGAAAAAAAACGUAAUGAAUUUCAAACUAUUAAUCAACAAAAAGCUAAACAAUUAGAAGAAUUUGCAGCUACAAAUGCACAACAACAAAAAGUAUUGCAAGAUCUACAAAAUUUAAAUCAAGAACAACAAAAAAUUUUAAACGAUUUUAAAAAUCAAGAUAAAUUACAACAGUCAAAAAUUGAUCAUUUAGUUAAAACAAUUGAUUCAUUACAAUUAAGUUCAUCUAUUCAAAAUAUAAUGGUGGAAGCUUAUGAAGUAGUACGUCUUUUUCAAUUUUAUUAUGUUGAUGAAGCAAUACGUGCAACAAAUCAUCCAAAAAUUGAUAAUUGGCAACAAUUAACUGAUCAAUGGUGUAUACUUGAGAUGCAAUUACUUGAAUCAUUACAAAUUGAUCGAAAAGAUGUAUUCAGACAUACAUCAAUUCUUAAAUUAGUAACACCAAUUGAAAAAGAAUUAGAACAAUUAAUUCAUGUACCAUUCAAACUUCUCAAUAUACGUAAAAUAUCUAAUCAACGACAUGGUUUAGCACAUGUUAAAAUCGAUUCUGUCGAUGAACAACAAUCAUUUAUGAAACAUAUGCAAAAUGAAUUUUAUCCUGAAGAAUAUCCACAUACAUUGAUUGUCAAACAAAUAGUUAGUGUGUUAUCGGCACGUGAUGUCAGUCAACUUCGAUAUUUUAAAAACAAAACCAAAAAGAAAAAGUCUUAG
Messenger RNA from Rotaria sordida, 1023 nucleotides. The record is from the annotation of a GenBank genome assembly. Lineage: Eukaryota; Metazoa; Rotifera; Eurotatoria; Philodinida; Philodinidae.